Drosophila obscura is the source of this 1583-nucleotide messenger RNA. It is a transcript of the gene Nufip, whose product is annotated as nuclear fragile X mental retardation-interacting protein 1. The coding region runs from base 74 to 1441 and encodes 455 amino acids. Lineage: Eukaryota; Metazoa; Arthropoda; Insecta; Diptera; Drosophilidae. Gene Ontology annotation, biological process: box C/D snoRNP assembly. The transcript has 3 exons. Gene Ontology annotation, molecular function: RNA binding. The record is from RefSeq and is a predicted model, not a curated record. Gene Ontology annotation, cellular component: nucleus.
GUGCAGUCGACAGUUCCACACACGGUUGCAAUCUGCGCGCCGCACAUUGUUUUCAUUUUUCAUUCAACAAAAAAUGGAAGAAAAAGUCUUGCCAAAAUUCGUCUUGCCCUCCCCCAAAUUCGCCAAGACCGAAAAUGAAGCAAACAGGACAACGAUGCACUAUCUGACGCCCAGUGGCAUGACACUGUUGCCACGUGCCAAACAGCCCCCGCCGAUGUACGGCGCCCGAGGUAGCACUGUACCAGCCAAAUAUCUACAAAUGGACCCGAGCACGGUUACAGCCACGCCAGAAGCUCCGCCAAUUUACAAAUCUCCGCCUCGUCCCGAGCACUGCCACAACUGUGGCAUGGAAUUGGCCAACGCUCAGGACAUGAGACGACACUUGGAGCAGCAUGAGGCAUGUCCUGCAGAAGGUUGCGACUUUGCCGCCUUGCACAACAUAGUGGAGCGCCAUAUUGAAGCUAACCACAUAACUGGGGUGUAUCAGAAAGUGAAGAAGGUGUGGACACCAGAAGACACGGCUGCCUGGCGGGCAGAGCGGAGAAAAAAGUUUCCCACGGCAGCGAAUGUGGAGCUGGCCAAGCGUGUCAAGGAACAACGCCUCAAACGCGGAGAGCGUCUGGAGGCUUCUAAAUCUCGGUUUGGCAGACGCGAAGAUCGGGCACGUACGCGACCCAACAACUCCCAAGAAAAGCGACCCAAACCUAAUAAAAAGGCUAAGGGCAAGAGCCAACACGUGGAAAAGAAGAAGGGUGAUGAAAGCAUUCGUCAGGAAACAGAUGCUUUGGAAGAGAAAACUUCCCACUUAAGUGGCACAGGCGUGCCCAUGUUUCGUGGGACGGGACAGAUGUUGGACUACGAACAUUCCAAAGACAACGUAAAGAAGAAGGAAAAUGUUCUAUGUGGCCUCCUGGGGAUGUACGGCUCGGAUAGUGAAGACAGCGAGAUUGAGGCUGAGGAAAAGGACCAAAGUCAGGGGCAAAAGAGUCCCCUAUUGGAGACAGAACUGCAAGUACAAAUCGCCGAGUGCAGCACUGUGGAGAAUGUAAGUCCUAGGGUUGAUCUAGUCGACCCAAAUACGGAUGUCCCCAAUAACACCUUUGAGGAGCCCAUUACAAAUGACUGCUCUUCGGAUGAUGCACCCGAUGAAGCGCCCAUUCAACGCGUAACCGAAUCGAUAUCGGAGCAGGCUGUAAUUAAACCUCAAUUCAUGGAACCGAAACCCCUACCCUCCCCAAAACCAGCUGCUCCGAAGGCACAGAAGCGUAUUUCUGGCCUCAACUACAAGAGAGCUCGUAAAACGACGAAACAGAACACAAUGCUCUCAAAGUUAUUAGCCUCCGAUAUCCGCCAUGAGCGCAAUGUGCUGCUGCAGUGUGUACGCUAUGUGUGCGAGAACAACUUCUUCGGCAUUGGAGCAAGCGGCAGUAGGGAUCAAUAAAGGAAAAUGAUUUCGCUUGUUUAAAUAUAAUUAUUAUUCUUAUUCUGUUUACGAGUAAUUGUGAUAAGCUGAAGCACAUAGUUUCAGUUGCUUAAUUUUGUACCAUCUAAUAGAAUUGAACAAUAAAAGAUCACGCUGGAAA